Messenger RNA from Stomoxys calcitrans (stable fly), 858 nucleotides. It is a transcript of the gene mRpL21, whose product is annotated as large ribosomal subunit protein bL21m. NCBI's taxonomy places the organism in Eukaryota, Metazoa, Arthropoda, Insecta, Diptera, Muscidae. Gene Ontology annotation, cellular component: mitochondrial large ribosomal subunit; ribosome. The transcript has 2 exons. Gene Ontology annotation, biological process: translation. The record is from RefSeq and is a predicted model, not a curated record. Gene Ontology annotation, molecular function: structural constituent of ribosome; RNA binding. Bases 82 to 687 code for a protein of 201 amino acids.
GUCAUUUUAUUAUUUCAUAGACUUCAGAUAGAUAGCCAAAGCGAGGAAAUCAGUAUUUUUUUAAAUAAAAUAUAACAAAUCAUGGCUUUUCUGGCGCGAAAUUUGUUAACAAUAGCGCGUCAACCUUGUCUCAUCAAUAGCAUAACAAAUUCGAUGAGAUCUUUGAGUGUUACGCCACGAUUUUGUCAACAGACCAAAUUAGAAGUACUCGACAACGUGCAGGAGACUAAAGUCACCAAUGAAGAACAAAUUGAAUGCAAAAACAUUUUCGAUAAGGUCAACCAGCAAUUGGCUAAAAAUGAAGAAGGUCGUAUGUUUGCGGUUGUUCACCUCUGUGGCAAGCAAUUUAAGGUGACAGACGGCGAUAUUAUAAUAGUCGAAGGGUAUUGGCCACCAACUAUUGGCGAUGAAAUACGUUUGGAGAAAGUAAUGUUAGCCGGCGCUAAUGAUUUCACUUUGAUUGGAGCACCAUUGUUGGAUUCCGGUUUGGUCGAUGUCAAGGCAACUAUAAUUGAGAAAACUUUAUCACAUACAAAGACUCAUUUCAAAAAGAAGCGAAGAAAGCAAUAUUUACGCAUUAAUUUCCAAAGGUCGCCAUACACCAUGAUUCGCAUUAAUUCAAUAGAAGUAAAACAACAAGUUCAUAAACCUUCUUCUCACCCACUUAAUGAAAAUAGAAUAUUCUAAAAAUUUGUUGAGUAAUUCGAAGAGCCUGGUAAAUGGGCACGCUGGUUAGAUUUUUUUAUUAGUUUUUUUUAGCUAAAACAUUUAUUCGGUAUCUACACUACAUGUAGUUUUACUAAUCUAAGAUUGCGCACUUCAGUUGUAAAAAUAAAUAAAAGGAAUACAAAAAAUUAA